Entamoeba dispar SAW760 is the source of this 714-nucleotide messenger RNA. RefSeq lists its product as uncharacterized. Bases 1 to 714 code for a protein of 237 amino acids. The record is from RefSeq and is a predicted model, not a curated record. NCBI's taxonomy places the organism in Eukaryota, Evosea, Mastigamoebida, Endamoebidae. The transcript has a single exon.
AUGGAAGAUGAUAGUCCCUAUGAUAAUGUAAUAGAUGAAAUAGGAAUAGAUGAAAUAGAUAGAUUAGUGAAUAAUAAACUUAGUCAAAUUAAAGUAGGAAAUACAAUACGAAGGGUUCAUCCACAAAUAUUCUUUUAUUAUAAUAGUUUUAAUAUUGUAUUGGGUAAACAAGGAACAGGAAAAACAACAUUUAUAAUGAAAGAAUUAAUUAAAUUAAGUAAAAUACAACAUUUAUAUCAAGCAGUUAUUUAUGUAUCACAAAAUGCAGGAGAAGAUGAAACAUUUAAACAAUUGAAAGAAUUAACUACACUUCCUAUUUAUGGAAUGAAUUAUGAAAAAUUUAUGCCAGCAUUAAUGCAAUAUUAUAAACAACCACAAGAAAAACAUUUAUUAAUUAUAUUAGAAGAUGCAUCAUUUGCAUUAAUGAAAGAAGAUAAAUCAUGGGGAGAAAUUAUUACACGAUUACGUCAUUUAAAAACAACUAUUAUUGUAAAUAUGCAUAUAUGGAAAGGGUUAAAUGCCUCAUUUAAAACACAAGUAGCAACAAUUGUUAUAUUUAAAGGAUAUUCUAAAGAAAAUUUUGGAUAUAUUUUCAGACAAACAGCUGCUAAUGCAUCAUCUAAUGUUGCAUAUUAUAUGUAUUUAUCAAUGGAAAGUGAUCAAGUACUUAAAAUAGAUAAUUUAACAGGAGAGAUAAAGAUUAUAAAAAGAUAA